AUGCCCUCGCCAGUCUACACAUGCCCUCGCCAGUCUAUUGGAUCCCAUGCCCUCGCCAGUCUAUUGGAUCCCAUGCCCUCGCCAGUCUAUUGGAUCCCAUGCCCUCGCCAGUCUAUUGGAUCCCAUGCCCUCGCCAGUCUAUUGGAUCCCAUGCCCUCGCCAGUCUAUUGGAUCCCAUGCCCUCGCCAGUCUAUUGGAUCCCAUGCCCUCGCCAGUCUAUUGGAUCCCAUGCCCUCGCCAGUCUACCCAUGCCCUCGCCAGUCUAUUGGAUCCCAUGCCCUCGCCAGUCUAUUGGAUCCCAUGCCCUCGCCAGUCUACCCAUGCCCUCGCCAAUCUAUUGGAUCCCAUGCCCUCGCCAGUCUAUUGGAUCCCAUGCCCUCGCCAGUCUACCCAUGCCCUCGCCAGUCUAUUGGAUCCCAUGCCCUCGCCAGUGUAUUGGAUCCCAUGCCCUCGCCAGUCUAUUGGAUCCCAUGCCCUCGCCAGUCUAUUGUAUCCCAUGCCCUCGCCAGUCUAUUGGAUCCCAUGCCCUCGCCAGUCUAUUGGAUCCCAUGCCCUCGCCACCUCGCUUCGGACCCCCACAAUCUGCAGCGUGCUAGCCUCACUCAGGGGCCCCCGCCCGGACGUGCUAGCCUCACUCAGGGGCCCCCGCCCGGACGUGCUAGCCUCACUCAGGGGCCCCCGCCCGGACGUGCUAGCCUCACUCAGGGGCCCCCGCCCGGACGUGCUAGCCUCACUCAGGGGCCCCCGCCCGGACGUGCUAGCCUCACUCAGGGGCCCCCGCCCGGACGUGCUAGCCUCACUCAGGGGCCCCCGCCCGGACGUGCUAGCCUCAUUCAGGGGUCCCCGCCCGGACGUGCUAGCCUCACUCAGGGGCCCCCGCCCGGACGUGCUAGCCUCACUCAGGGGCCCCCGCCCGGACGUGCUAGCCUCACUCAGGGGCCCCCGCCCGGACGUGCUAGCCUCACUCAGGGGCCCCCGCCCGGACGUGCUAGCCUCACUCAGGGGCCCCCGCCCGGACGUGCUAGCCUCACUCAGGGGCCCCCGCCCGGACGUGCUAGCCUCACUCCUAGUCCCCCGCCCGGACGCACUAGCCUCGCUGAGAGUCCCGCGCCCAGACCCUAG
Messenger RNA from Procambarus clarkii (red swamp crayfish), 1122 nucleotides. NCBI's taxonomy places the organism in Eukaryota, Metazoa, Arthropoda, Malacostraca, Decapoda, Cambaridae. The record is from RefSeq and is a predicted model, not a curated record.